AAUAUCGGGGUGAGCGGGACGUCACGGACGCCUCGCGCGGUAGCGCCCGGUCUCGGCUGUCGUGCUCCGCGCCGCGCCGUGUCGUGACGUGACCGUGAGCGUGUUCGUGUCGUGGUGUCGUGAAGUUAGCCGGAGUGCCCGUAUACCCCGUCCGUCCGUCCGCGUCGCGCCAAGGACGGCGCUCGCCUCUCGUCCGGGGUCUCCCGCGUCAUCGCCGUCGUCGUCCCUCGCGUUCGUCCUCGCGCGGCCUUCUCGUCGUUCGUUCCACCGGCGCACCGGGGCUGCAGGAGAGACAGAGACAGAGAGAGAGAGACCCCGACCCUCGCGCGCGGAUCCGCCGGGCGGGCAUCGUCGAGGGAGGAAUUUCGCCGUGAACGUCGUCGACUGCUGGCUCGACUCGUGACAGCGGGACAGUAUGGCGGGACAGACGAUCAACGACAGGCUGCUGGCCGCGAGGCACAGCAUCGCCGGCCAGGGCCUCGCCAAGUCCGUCUGCAAGGCCACCACGGAGGAGAUGAUCGGCCCCAAGAAGAAGCAUCUCGACUAUCUGAUCCAUUGCACCAAUGAACCGAACGUCUCCAUACCGCAGCUCGCUAAUCUCUUGAUAGAACGCUCGCAGAACACAAACUGGACGGUGGUCUUUAAGGCCCUGAUCACCGUGCACCACAUGAUGUGUUAUGGCAACGAGAGGUUCACGCAGUAUCUUGCAUCCAGCAACAGCACAUUUCAGCUUAACAAUUUCCUCGACAAGAGCGGCGUACAAGCAGGAAUACGCGUGGGAUAUGACAUGUCACCCUUCAUCAGGCGCUACGCUAAAUACCUCAACGAGAAGGCUCUUUCCUACAGGACGGUAGCGUUCGACUUUUGCAAAGUGAAAAGAGGGAAGGAGGACGGCACUCUACGCACAAUGAACGCCGAGAAACUCCUGAAAACUUUGCCGGUACUGCAGUCGCAACUCGACGCACUGCUGGAAUUCGAUUGCACGGCUAACGACCUCACGAAUGGCGUCAUAAACAUGGCCUUCAUGCUCCUCUUUCGAGAUCUUAUCCGGUUAUUCGCCUGCUAUAAUGACGGCAUCAUUAAUCUGUUAGAGAAAUAUUUCGACAUGAACAAGAAACAAUGUCGGGACGCUUUAGAUCUUUACAAGAAGUUCCUCAUACGCAUGGACAGGGUCGGGGAAUUUUUGAAAGUCGCGGAAAACGUUGGCAUCGACAAAGGGGACAUACCGGAUCUGACAAAGGCACCGAGCAGUUUAUUGGAUGCCUUGGAGCAACAUCUCGCUUCCCUGGAAGGAAAGAAGGGCUCCGCCGCGAACACGCCAACGCAGUCAGCAAGCAAUAGAACCAAUGUAAAGUCGGGAGUGUCCGCCCUGUCUUCCACCAGUACCGCGUUCGGAACAGCAGCCAGUAAUGCGCGGCUCGAGCAAACCGGGAACGGCCACAUCGACGAGGCGUUGCGACAGCAAGCUCUCGCGGAAGAGGAAGCCGCCAUGAAUCAAUACAAGGCAAAAGUACAGUCGCCAUCCAGCACUAGCACGAAUCCCUUCCUCAGUUCGCCGACCAAUAACGCUAACCAACCGAUCGUGGACUUGUUCGGUGCGACAUCAGCCGACGGCCAGUCUCAGAAGGCGUCGGACGAUCUGCUGCAACUGGCGGGCAAUCCGUUCGCGACCAUAUUCGGGGGGCAACCACAACCGGCCGCGGCAGCCGCGCAACCCGCCGCCCAGAUGCAGAACAACAUGUGGAUGACCAACGGUACUGGUUUCGCGCCAACUGCGCCACCGGCAAAUAAUAACUUUGUUACAGAUAAUAGUUUUUCCUCCGUAUUCGGAAAUCAAGAUCAGCAAUCCACUGGCGCCCCAGGAACGGCCGCGUCCGUACCUAAUCCCUUCAUGUCCGAUUUCCCGUCCCUCGGUACCACCGGAGGUCAACAAGCGACGAACGCGGGCGCGUUCGGGCUCUUCGAUCAGAGUGCCGGCGGCGUUGUUGGCGGUGAAUCGGCGCAGGUGGCGCAAACGGGAACGGCGCCGGCCGGAGGAGACCUUUUCAGUGCCGGACAGGCGGAUCUCUUCGGGGGUGACGGGUCCGCCGCCGCUGCCGCCGCGAUGAUGAGGACCCCCGCGAACAGCGGCGACGGGGAUGCUGCGGCGGCCGAGGUGGUGGCGUCGGCGGCACCGCCCGCCGCCGGCAAGACAUCGUCCACGGCUACGCCGCCACCUAGACCACCGCCACCCGCGACCGCCGUUGCCGCCGCGAACGGUGCCGCACCGCGUGCUAUGUCUCCGACCCUCGGCGGCGGAGCGUCACAUGGUAGGCCGGCGGCGGCGACGGCGUCAAUGGCGGCAGCGGCCCCGGCCCCGGCAUCAGCCGCCUCGGCCAGCAGCAAGAGCGCCUUCGACGAUCUCAAUGAUAGUAUCCGCAUGGCACUGGGUGGGUCUCCGUCGCGGCCGGCGCCCAUGGUCCAGCAGCAGCAACAGCAGCAGGCUGCGAUGGCCGCGCAACAACAGCCGCUGCAACAACAAAUGCCGCCGGCAGCGGCGGGCGCCGGUAUGUUCGGUAUGAACGAUCCCGCGACCGGACAACCCAUGAUGGCCGGUGCGCCGAUCGUCGGCUACGGUAUCCCUGCCCAAGCCCAAGUCCCCGUGGGGUACGGUUCGCCGGCAAAGCAGCCGAUGCCAGCCGCGGGGCAACCAGUCGGCGCAGCCAACACCGGCAAGGUCCUGACCGGAGAUUUGGACACCAGUCUAGCCAGCCUUGCGCAGAACUUAACCAUCAAUAAGAGCGCGCAGCAGCAAGUCAAAGGAAUGCAGUGGAACUCACCGAAGAAUGCCGCGAAAGCGGGCGGUCCGGCCGGCGGAUGGACACCGCAGCCAAUGGCAGCUACUACUGGCGCCGGAUACCGGCCCAUGGGCCAGGGAAUGACGCAACUGCUACCUACGACCACCACGACUAUAGGUUUCCCCUCGCAGCCCGCGAUGAUGGGUAUGCAAGGUAUGCCGAUGGGCAUGCAGGGUAUGCAGGGUAUGCAGGGUAUGAGGCCGAUGAUGUGUACUAUCCCAGGUGCUUCCGCCGCCGGUGGCGGUAUGAUGGUUGCGGGAGGAGCUGCGCCCAUGAUGGCCAUGCCCGGUGCGAAUCCCAUGAUGGCUGGUCCUAAUUUGCAACAGCAGCAUCCUCAACCUCAGCCCGCUGCAGCGGCUCAGCCACAAGGCAAUGCUGUCCAACUCGAUCCCUUUGGUGCUCUGUGAAGGGAUUAGGAUUCCAAAUGGAAUUAAGAAGACGGAGCGAUAUUUUGUAAAUACCGUGUAAUAUGCCUAGAAUGAAAGAAAGCUAAUAUGUCCUGCUUUUUUCUGUUAGGCCCAAUCAAUCUUGGAUCAUUGAUUGUCAGUCGAAUCGUCUCACUACGAAUAGGAUCGGCAAAUUGUAUCAUACUUCCUGUAAUAUGCUCGCCGAGUAUGCAACACGUGUUAUUCCGAUACAGCGUCCUUCCCACGAGCAUUGACAAAAGUUAAAUUGUUGUUUAAGUGAAUAUCCGUCUACCUUCUUUUAUGUAAAAAGGAACAAACUGAGUCUGAAUUAACUUCGAUCAAUGCUCGCGGGAACCACGCGUUGACAGGGCGCUUUUCUCCGCCUUGACGCCCGUAGCCGGGCAUAAUUAUGUAGCUUAGAUGCGAGUUGUUUGAACGCGAAUGGCGUUUAGAAUGACACGAACAUGUGCUGAAUUUUCCUGGUGAGGAUUAACUGUGAUAGUAUUGCGCCGUGUGCCGCGCUGAACAGUUUUUCUUCGUUGGUACGUCGAGUAAGCCUAUUGUCAAAGAUGCAUUUUCUAAGUUCGAUGGAAGAUUUCCAUAAUUAUGUAGCGAUAUUUAGGUAGUUUUUACGUUGGGGAGAGAGAUAUUGUAUAUCGGUAGUAUAUCGAUAGUAAGGUCGGUUAAGAGCGCGUUGUCGAAUACGGUGAAGAUACUUGUGGUUCGUAAUGGUUCUAAACGUAUUCGCGUUAAAUUAUAUACACGUAGCUGACGGUUGCACAUACCAAUGUCCGCGUUAAACGUUAAAAAAGCCGAUUAGGCGCAAGAUCGAAACAAAUCGAAAUAGUAAUUUGCAUUGGGCAUAUCCUCUUAUUUGUAAUAUACUUAUAUAUAAUAUAUAUUAUAUAUUAUAUAUAUUUACUGAACAAUAUAUAUAUAUAUGUUCUGUAAAUGUACGGAUAUAUGGUACGGGAUAAUGCAAGGAAGAGAGAGAGAAAAAGAGUUUUGAGGCAAUUAUUUCGUCGAAGUAUUAAAUAUUAAAAAUGCGAUAAAGAUAUACAAUAAAGUAUCACACAAUAUAUAUAUAUACAUAUAUGUAUAUACAUAUAGGAAGAACAAUGAAACGAAUAGGUGGACUCAUUAAAUGUUCUUUAUCUGUAUACUGUUCGUGGAUAUCUUAAUUAGAUAGAUAACGAAGUAUGUUAAACGAGUUAAGGCCAGAACGCUGACGCCAGAACACUACUACGAAUACAACGUGAAUCAACGUGAUUCAAGCACGGUACUAUCGAUGCAGUCAAUACCCUGUUGCGGGCGCUCCGUUUUGGGAUUUUGUCGGUACACCCUCGCUUCCCGUCAAAUUAUAAAUGUCGUUGUAACCAGAAGAUGAAACUCUAUCGAUAUAUAGCGUAUAUAUUGUAUAAUCGAUCGAUAAUUUAAUCCGCGGUUGCUCGAAUCUAGAUCUGGGCCGAAAGACGAAGGGAAAGGGGCGGGGCAAGGAAAAAUUAGAAUCCACGUAGCUACGCUAGUGUACGCAGCGUGCGCAGUGCUAGUCGACAAAAGCUCGUAGUAAGAGAUUGUAACGAGAUACGAUUCUCACGAGCGAUUGACCAAAUUAUAUGAUAGAUGACUUUUGGUUCUCCCAUUAGGGCGAUUUUUUUCUCGUUUGGCCUCGCACACAUCAUCGGAUAGUGCUUAUCGGUCGCGAAUUAUUACAUGUAUAGGCUCUCGCCUAUAGUAUUGUCUGCGUUUUCUUUCCCGUUCGGUUUUUUCCUAUUUAUUGUCUUUAACGCUUCGUCUCGCGAGAGAGGAUUGAUAAGGUCGAUUUUUCCAAUGUCGACUGGCUCAGUUCGGGAUUUUCAAUAUUUCUUCUUAGAUUGUAAUAUGUUACAAUUUGUUGAUAUAAGUAACGAAAAAAGAUAUGAUCAGCUAGUCGACAUUGGCGAAACCGGUCCCUCGAGGGAUCGGUGUAGCUAAAAUUGUAGAUACUGAGUUUUUAUAUGAAUCAUGAUUUACGUGAAUAUUUUCUAUUGCUCUUAGCGGUUUGUUUUAAGAGUAUACCCAAUCAAUCAUUUUCAUUCUCUUCAUCGCGAUAUCUUCAAUUCCGCCAGCGCGUACGUAUAUCGAUGAGUAUAAAUACAUGUAUACACACUGAUAGGCUAGUUGAGAGGAAAGUUUUCCGAGUGGUCGAAGGGAAUGAAUAUAUUUCUGUAAAACGGGCUUGUCGAAAGUGAGAAAAAAGUUAAUAGCAUCACUCGGGCGGAUGCAGAUGCGAGGCGGAGGAAGCGGCCAGAUAUAUCCUCGGGCUUGGUAUCAACGAAUCGCUUCCCUUCCUUAAUCGAUGUACAUUUCCGUUUUUCGUUCGUUCGCUCUCUCGAUUGAUUUCACACUUCGCGUAGUCGGGACGUAUUUUUGUAUAAUAUAAUGUGAACGUAUAGGAUCUUCUCUGAGCGUAACCGGCCGCCGCGGGGACAGUUAGUUGUUAGUCUGUAAAAAUCGGUAGCUACGAGUCGAGCUUCGACCGCAGAGAUCGCGCGAGUUCUUCAAGGGCCGUCGGUAGAUCUAGAACGAUGACGCGAGUCUACGCGAGAUUAACGUUAAUAAUAAUCUUAAUCUUAAAGUUAAUAUUAAUGUUAAUGUCAUUAAAUAAUAUUAGAUAAUGUUAUUGAUAUAUUAUUACUAAUUAUUUAUCGAGUAAGAAAAAUUCGUGCAGUUUUGCCACAGAUAUGUCUAGAAGAAUUCUAUUUUCUAGCGGUAGUAGAAUCGACAACACUUCUAGAAAAUAUACGCAUUCCACUUUCGAUGUGCGCUGGUUUGAAAAAUCUUACUAUUUUAUUUCUGAACAAAUGCAUGAUUUUCUUUGGUCACCUCGUAUGGUCAUUUGCAUGUCAAAUUAAAAGCAUAUUCGCAAGCUUCUUUUGCGCUUCACGAUAUUGCUUCGUAUGAUCGACAUCGUGCCUAAAGCUACCGACGGCCGAGCGCAACAGGACAAUAUUACGUAUAUAUUAUUAUCGUAUAUAGGAAGGUGUGAGACGCGAUAAUCCAACUGUAUUCUAUCUCUUUCGCUGUACACUAGGAAGAUAUUCUUGUCGCAACUUCUUACCGGCCCGUAUAGUUUAGGUAAAGCCUCCCGGCCGCGUAAGGAUACACACUGUACAUUGUACACUGUAUAUUAUUAAUAUUUAUGGAAGGAAUUAUUUAUCGAAAGUAAAAUGGCCGACCGGACCGACCAGCUAGUACCCCGGGAAUGAGAGAGAGAGAGAGAGAGAGAGGUAGAGAAAAUGAAAAAUCGACACCACAUCGUAAUUUUUUUAUUGCAACCUAAUAGAAAUGCCUUGUUGUUGCUCCAAGAACGGCUUGUCGCGCUUCUCGUUUUCUUCUUGGCGAAAGAAACUGAGAGAGAGAAAGUAAGUUUAGAGUUGCCGAGAAAGGACUUUACUGUUAUUUAGUUUUAACGUAAUUCCAUUUAUGCUCUUGCAUGUUUAUAUAUAUAUAUAUACAUAUACAUAUGUAUAUAUAUGUGUAAAGAAAGGAGAAGGAGAGAGAAAGGUUAUCACAAUCAUGAAGCGAUAGUGAUUUUGAUUCAGAACACGAGAAUUAUUAUUUCGAGACACUCGUGCACGCGCGCAUGCGAUAAUUUGCAAAGUCGAGCGAGUGUUUCGAAAAUUAAUUUGUAAAGUCAUAUACAUUUAUAUUUAUUUUAUAAAUCCAUAAUUCGCACAAUCCUCUGUAAUGUAAUAUACAAGUUACCAAAUUCGUUACUUGCCUUGUUCUUUCUCCUUUCUCUCUCUCUAUCUCUUUCACUGGUUUUCCUUUUUGUCAUACUUUUUUUAUUAUAUUUUUUAAUAAAUCUGUCAAGCUUUUAGAACAUUUGUAAUUUGACAAUUGUAAUUUUGUGUGAGUAAUUAUAAAUAGAAAACUAUUGUCCGGACCUCUCUAUUUACGCUGCAAAUUGAGUGGCGAGUUGAAACCUGAAACGUUUAACAGAAACGCAGCGAGCGCAAACGUUCGUCGUCGAAGCGAAAAAUCGUUUGCGAUGUAACGAUAUUACGUGAUAUACGUGUGCGUAUACAGCGUGAUAUAUUAUUAUUGUCGGUUAUUACUCGACGCCGAUUAUCAGUAGUGGCGUUUGCACGACGAUCCGCCGCCGUUAAUACAAUUUUAAUAACAGGGCAGAACGAUCUGGGAUCGUGUGAGCGCGCAAUGACGAGCCGACAAUGCCUUCUCGUUGUACAAAUGUCGAGGAAAUGAAAGGAAACCGUAAACCGCGAUCGUGGUGUCAGAGUAUCUCUUUGGCGGCGUAUAUAGCUUUAUAAGAUAUGAACACAAAUCAGCAUAGUCUUCGCUGUAAUAGGGAAAAAAUGAAAUGAAAGAAUAUAUGUAGAGAUCCAUAGAUAGUGCAAAGAAGAUUAUGUAUAUAUAUGUGGCAUAUGUGUGCUACACACACACACACACACGUGCGCGCGUGCGCACUAAAAAUUUAUGCAGUGCGUGUGUGCAGCAUGCAAAGCGUGAUCGAAUGGUGAUUAAAGUCGCGAUUUGGACGAGACUGAAACUAAAUCUAAUGGAUAGUCAGAUAGUUUAAUUAAUAUAAAUUAGCGGCUAAUAGUAUAAUUCAAAAUUUAUUAUAUUAUUUGUUUCUUGGAAUAAAUUAUAUACGUGUAUAUUUCAUGUAUAGAAUCAUGAGACGUCUUAGGUGAAUUAAUCCUCGAAGGGUUGGACAGAAUAAAUAACGAAAUCUUAAUUUUUCCUUAAUUCUAUCUUAACAGAAAAUUUAAUUAGAUUCUGAAUUCAGAGAGUAAAAAUCUUUUAAAUGUACUUGUUCAAUCUAGAGACUCGUUCGUAUUCAAAUUCUGAAAUAACAUCCCAUGAUUCCGAAAAAAUCGAGCAGUAACAAAGAUGCAAUCACUGCUGCCUUGUUAUUCGUAUUAUAGUAUUAUUCCUAAUGCAUGCAUAUUAAUUUUUCGUGACAUAAUUGUCCCGCAAGCGGAUUAAUUAGAGGAAAAAUAUGUCUCUUCGGCGUUGUCUGCGGAGACAUGGCAUUGAAACAUUUGUCCCAUUAUUGUCUCGUCCGAGUUGGAUGACUGUAGUCGUCAUGUGGCCGCCUGCUUUCACGUUCGACCACGCAAAUACGUGCUUGGCGAUGAUCAAGAGCAAGCGCGAAAUAUAUCAUUAUUCUGCGUUCAAACAAUAACGAAAGGGACCGCUCUACUUUCUAUAGUGUACCCGACGUUUAAGGUAGUUCGCGACGUUAUUGGAUUAGAGAGGUAUAUACGGAAGAGGGACGGUUUUUUGCUUCCGAGCGUUGGAGAGAAAGAGAGAGAGAGAGAGAGAGAGAGAGGGGGGGGUUCAGCUUGAAGAAUCUUUUAUUCCGCUUACUCAUCCCUGCGUGGCAUGUUGUUAAAGGAAACCGGCGGAGGGCAACGAUAAAGAUCGAGAAGCGCACGCUCUGGUUACGCGGAACUUAUUUAUCGGGGAGAAAAACCGAUUUAAUCUCGGAAAAUUUAGAUACCGAUGCUACAUAGUCGCCUGAGAAUGAUCUCCCGUCUUUAUUCGUGCUUAGGGAAACGCAAUGAGACAUACAUUGCGGCAUCGUAACUCGGUUUCUCCCAGAUUACGUCGGUUUUCACUGUUCGCUAUUUAUGCUUGAAGUUGUAUUCGUUAUACGCGCGCUCCGACAGUUUUUAAUUAUUAAGACCGCGCGUUGAGUUAAGUUUGGCAUGUUUCUUUUUUUACUUGCGUGAAGCGCAACGUGUGAAUAGCAUAAAUAACGUUAUGUCGAGUGAACGGGACGUCUUGAGAAUGGCGUGAGUGACACAGCGGAAAGAACACAUUCCAGAAAGCGUUAUUAUCUCCAUUUCGCGGCAAGCACGACUCGGUGCACGUUAUAUAAUUAAUUUUGCGAAUCAAACCUCUAGUAUGCCAUAAUCUCGUUUCGUUCCGUUUUUUUUUACACCCUUCCUCAUCCACCCUCAAGUGCAAAUAAUGCAAACGAUAUCGACGUGUUUAACGUUUGAUGUCUGCGUAUAUAAAGGUAAUAAUCGUUGCUGUAGAUUCUCUCUCGAGAGGUAAUAUACUUAUAUUGAAUUA
This is a messenger RNA of Vollenhovia emeryi, 9331 nucleotides long. It is a transcript of the gene lap, whose product is annotated as phosphatidylinositol-binding clathrin assembly protein LAP. Gene Ontology annotation, cellular component: extrinsic component of presynaptic endocytic zone membrane; synaptic vesicle; clathrin-coated vesicle. The coding region runs from base 416 to 3244 and encodes 942 amino acids. Gene Ontology annotation, biological process: synaptic vesicle budding from presynaptic endocytic zone membrane; clathrin-dependent endocytosis; clathrin coat assembly. NCBI's taxonomy places the organism in Eukaryota, Metazoa, Arthropoda, Insecta, Hymenoptera, Formicidae. The transcript is spliced from 19 exons. Gene Ontology annotation, molecular function: phosphatidylinositol-4,5-bisphosphate binding; SNARE binding; 1-phosphatidylinositol binding. The record is from RefSeq and is a predicted model, not a curated record.